Messenger RNA from Linum trigynum, 4238 nucleotides. Lineage: Eukaryota; Viridiplantae; Streptophyta; Magnoliopsida; Malpighiales; Linaceae. The record is from the annotation of a GenBank genome assembly.
UAAAACAAGCUCCACGAGCUUGGUAUGAUAAGCUAAGUCAAUUUUUAAUAAAUGAUGGAUUUCGUAGGGGUCAAGUAGACAAAACUCUGUUCAUAAAAAAUCAGGAUGAACACCUUCUGUUAGUGCAGGUGUAUGUAGAUGAUAUAAUUUUUGGUUCUUCAAAUCAGGAAAUGUGCAAAAACUUUGAGAUCUCAAUGAAAAAUGCCUUUGAAAUGAGUCUCAUGGGUGAACUCAAUUAUUUUCUAGGUCUGCAAAUCAAACAAACAGAAAAAGGAAUCUUCAUCAGUCAGACCAAGUAUCUAAACAAUAUGCUAAAACGUUUUGGCUUCACAAAUUUAAAAGCUGCAUCCACCCCAAUGGGUUCAUCAACCAAACUUUCCAAGGAUGAAUCUGGAAAACCAGUAGACAGUCGAUUAUUCAGGGGAAUGAUAGGUUCUCUACUAUAUUUGACUGCUAGCAGGCCAGACAUUAUGUAUAGUGUUUGUGUGAGUGCUCGGUUCCAAAGUUGUCCUAAAGAAAGUCACUACUCUGCUAUCAAACGAAUCUUUAGAUAUCUUGUAGGUACUCCUAGUCUAGGUUUCUGGUACUCUAGUGACUCCAGUCUGGAAUUUAUUAGUUACAGUGACUCUGAUUAUGCUGGUUGUUCGGUAGAUAGGAAAAGUACCUCAAGAGCUUGUCACUUUCUAGGUUCCUCUCUAGUUUCCUGGUUUAGUAAGAAACAGAACACUGUGGCACUUUCUAUUGCAGAAGCAGCGUAUGUGGCAGCAGGGUUCUGUUGUACUCAACUCCUCUGGAUGAAAUAUCAGCUUAAAGACUAUGGUAUUCAGCUUGGUUCUCUACCAGUCAUGUGUGAUAACACUAGUGCAGUUAAUAUGACCAAGAAUCCCAUUCAACACUCCAGGACCAAACAUAUAGAAGUCUGGUAUCACUUUAUUAGGGAUCUUGUUCAAGAUGUCCAGAUCCAUCUUCAAUUCAUCAAUACUGAUUUUCAGUGGGCUGAUAUCUUUACUAAGCCUUUAGGAGUUGACAAAUUCCUAUCUAUUCGAAGAGAACUUGGCCUAUUUUCAUUGGAAGAGAUCGAUAUGAUUCCUUAAAAUCAGUAAUGAUUCAUAAAUCAAUCGUACAUUGAUUCUUUCCUAUUAAGGUCUUGCUUUUUCCACUUCUAACUCCCGAUGAUGACCCUAUAUAGGUAGUUUUCCCUAGUCUUCUUCUUCAUCCUCAACUCUCACUACGAUAUCACAAUUCCUUAAACUCCCAAAAUGGCUCCCAUUAACUUUCAAUUGCAUCCUGCAGUCACCUUCAACAACAAGGGUUUUCAUAACCCAGCGCGCUAUGAGCGUUAUCUCAACCACUUUCGUCACCGCCCUCUCUAUCCUUCAUUCACUGCUCUUCCCUCAUCCUUCCAGAAAUAUGACCUGGAUAUCUCUGGGCUCAUUCAUAAUCUUGGGUGGGAUUCUCUUUUUGAGAAUCGGCGAUUCAGCCAAUGUCCUGAGGCUGUCAGGAUGUUUUACACCAGUCUGAAGAGAGGUCCUGGUCCGAGUCCCUCGUCAUUCACCACAGUCGUGUAUCAUCAUGAGAUACUUGUCACCCCUUCCUUGCUAGCUGAAAUCCUAGGGCUUCCUAGUCAAGGAUCCUCUGCUGCCACUAAUGAUGACUUUGCUGAGAUUCGUUUUGACUAUGGGUCAGCUUUGGAGUCUCUUACCCUCGACAUCGGUCGCUAUUACUCCAAUAUGCUCUCAGCAGGGAGGCUUGCUGAUCUGUUCAAAGUCAUGCACUUUUUCAUCACUUGCAUCCUCCUUCCUCGCAGUGUAUCAAGUACCGAAUUAGCUCAUCCUUCAGAUGUCUGGAUUAUGGCUAAUGCACUUGAUAGGGUUCGUCUCAACUAUUCCUCACUCAUGUUUGCUCACAUGAUCAAGUAUGGGGAUGAGAAUUACUCUGGUCCUCUUCCCUUUGGUCCUCAAAUAACUCGCUUCCUAUACUCUCUUGGCAUUGAUCUUUCUGACAAGAUCAUUGUUUGUGAUAUUCGAGAGGAUUUGAAGGCACAGCAUAUCCUCGCUCGUGUCGAUGCUUCUGUUGGUAGGAGAAAGCAUGUCAUUUGCUCAGGGGGAGAACAGUCUGUUGUUUCUUCAACUCAGCUGGUUCAUGCUCUACUUGAUGCUGCAUCUGUGGCAUUGGAUCAGCAAAUCCAAUCCAUCAAGAGCAAGGAGCUCUGUAACCUAGAAUAUUGCAAGGAACAAAUUGAUCUAGCUAAGGAAGCUGAUCUGGGCGGCUUUCAGGAAAAAGAGGAAGAUGGGGUGUCUGACUAUGAGUCUCCACCUGAAUAUGAGUUUUAGAUAGGCAAUCAGUUUAGGGGGAGUUCACUGGUCUGGUUUUUCAUUGAAAAGUCUUAAGGUUCUAGGUCAUCGAGUCAAUAAGGAUUGUCUGUGAAUCAAUCCCUUUCUGCUUCGAGUCUUCUGUCUGUUCUUAAUAAUAAAGUGGAUUAAAUAUCUCCUCCAGAUUAUAUGGCAUUGUGUUAAGUAGUUUGUUCUUAAUAAUAAAGUGGAUUAAAUAUCUCCUCCAGAUUAUAUGGCAUUGUGUUAAGUAUGCUGUUUGGAACAGGCUGCACCAAUCCUUUGUUGAGUUGUGCAGAAAAUGUGUGAAAGCAGCAGAAAUAGGAGCAAAUGACAUGCUUAGGGGGAGAAUGUUGAGAGAAGCAGAUCGAGGCCAGUCUAUGCAUUCUGAUAUACGAGCAGACUGAAAAGGAAAUGAUCAAUGGCGCAAAUCAGGAGGAUUCAAAGCAAUACAAAAAUAGAAAGAACUGCAAUCCUGCCGAAAAUGAGCAGAGCAAACUUGGCAAGUCAAGAUUUCCCUGCAACGGCUCUGCUGUGGGAAAAAUAUAAAGGGGAGGUCAAUUGAGUUGUGUGAUGUACGUUUUUCCCUGUGAUAUUCAUAGAACAAUAAGAAACAGCUUGUGAAGCUAAAGUCUUUUGGGUUAGAAGUGAUUGGCAGAGUUAAUCGAGGUGAUUAACUGGGAAAAAUCAGAGUGUUUGAUCAGGAAGGUUGUACACCGAGGCAAGCUUGGUAGAUCUGUGGGGAGCAGAGUUGAAGUUAGCCGAGUCCUGUAAAACACAAGACACUAAGAUAGUGCUUACGUAGGAGAUCUCAAGAAGAGAGUCUCCUACCGUGGAUUAGUCGAUAUUGGGAUCCUCAUUCUCCCAAUAUCGGAUACCACGUAAAAAUUCGAUUUGUGUGUGUGAAUGAGUUUGAUUCUGUUGUUUACUUUUUCUUGUUAGCUUACUCUGUUUUGCAGGUACAGAGUUCAACUGAAGAACUCUUCUCUUCACUACAAAGAAGGUGACGCAGUGAUUUGGGCUCGAUUAGCAGGCCCACUUCAUUUGGUUAAGUCGUUGCACUGUUUAUAGCCCAAAGCCCACUUCGGGUUAUUUUGCAUAUUAACAAACGUUUAGAAACUCAGGAAAUAAAACGCAUUUUCAUUUCCAUUACUCGAUUCUCUCACUUGUUCUGAAAUCGCAGAGUUAGGGUUCGACAGAAAGAGAAACCAUCGAAGAGGAAUUCCAUCGUCUCGCGCUCGACGAUCCAACAGAUAUCUGGCUGAAAUGAAUCUGCACCUGUCUCAUCAACAAUUAAAGCUGCAAUUUCAUCACCAGUUGGUAGAUCAUAUUCUCUUCCAUCGUAGGCCGUUUCGCAAGGAUCUUGAUCUUCAUAAGAUGAAAAUUAGGAUCAUUAAUCUUAUCUCUUGCGCAACAGAAAGUCUGUACCAAAACAUUAUUAGCAUCCAACAUUUCCUUCAAGCUUUGAAUAACAUCGUGGCGCAAUGGAUUUGAACUCCGUUCCAUUGAAUAGAAAUUGUAACGAUUUUGCAUUUCAUUGUUAGUUUCAUGGAUGUAUAACUGUGCAAACUUUGGCGCACUACCAUCUGCAGGAACUAAACUGCCAAUCCGAUGAUAAAUUUGGCCUCCAAUUGAGUACACAUAGGCUGCACUACCAUCAUUUAUAGUAUGAUCAACUUUACCUCCCAGAGAGGUGAAGCAAAAUAUUGCAUUGUAAGCUCGAAUGUACUCUCGGAAAUGGCGAGCAAGAGUGGUAUUCGAUUCCAACAGCACCUUCAAUAAUUCUGGUGGUUCUUGAUUCAUAGGUAGUUGUACUUUACCUUGCCUGCAACAGAUAGAAAAUUUGAGGACGUCUUGCCCUCUGGUGGACAAUGUGCUUUCUUGACGCCAUAAAAUGGCUCCACAAAA